AUAUCGAUGAUGAAAAAUUGCUUGGGAUGAAAUUUAAUUCCUUGGAAGAUGCUUAUAAAUUCUACAAUUCAUAUGCGAAGAGACAUGGUUUUGGAGUUAGAAAAUUCAGGUCAAGAAAGAAGAAGGAUGAUAUUGUAUAUCGCAAACAAUUUUGUUGCAAUAAGCAAGGGUUUAAAAGCAAAGUGGGCAAAGAGAGGAGUUAUACAAAAUUGGAAACGCGGACAGAGAUCCCAGAUUCGUCAGUCGAUUCUGGCACAGCUUACAUGAGGCGAUGGGCACAAAGUUUGAGUUUAGUUCAGCCUACCAUCCGGAGACAGACGGUCAGUCAGAGAGAACUAUUCAGAUACUCGAGGAUAUGCUUCGCGCCGUGGUUUGUUGACAGGGGUGCCAAGUGGGAGUCAAUAUUGCCGUACGCCGAGUUUGCGUAUAACAACAGUUAUCAUUCUUCUAUUCAGAUGGCUCCUUACGAGGCACUUUACGGUCGCAAGUGUCGUUCCCCUCUCUAUUGGGACGACGUCGGAGAGCGACAAGUACUCGGUCCUAAGAUGAUCGAGGAGACAGCAGAGCAGGUCGAGUUGAUCCGGCAGAGACUCAAGACAGCUCAGAGUCGACAGAAAUCUUCCGCCGAUCAUCAUCGACGAGACAUUCAGUUCGAAAUUGGCGAACCAGCCUUUCUUAGAGUUCAUCCGAUUCGCGGAGUAGUGCGAUUCGGCAAGAGAGGGAAGCUGCACCCUCGUUUCAUCGGUCCGUUCGAGGUUCUCGAGCGAGUAGGCGAGGUCGCGUAUCCCCUUCAUGAGGACAAUGAUUCAUUUCAGUGGUUGUUGGAUGAAUUUCUGAAGUCAAUGGGUGGGAAGCAGCCCAGCACAAUAAUGAUCGAAGAAGAUGCAGCUAUGGCAGCUGUAAUUCCAUUGGUGUUAACGCAAUCCCAACAUCACUUAUGCACCUGGCAUAUUGACGAGAAUUCAAAAAAGCACAUUCAGUAUUUUCGGAUAAUGCCCGAUUUCAUCAAUCUUUUUCAUUUGGUUUUGAGAUCAACGGACACAAUACCGGAAUUCAAUUUUUAUUGGAAAAA
Messenger RNA from Striga hermonthica, 1072 nucleotides. The record is from the annotation of a GenBank genome assembly. NCBI's taxonomy places the organism in Eukaryota, Viridiplantae, Streptophyta, Magnoliopsida, Lamiales, Orobanchaceae.